UUAAAUUGAAAUAGUUGUCGUUCAAUGUUUGGUGGGUGCAUGUCAAUCUGUCAAAAUAAUAAAUAUCUUAAAUUUUAGGAACUAUUUCGGAUUUAAUGAAUCGAAUGACUGAUUUUGACUAUGUGAAGUGCUAGUGUUUUGAUUGCAGUGUUAUGUAUACAGUGUUAUGCAUAGUACUUUUCAAAAGGGGCCUAUAAAGGAAUUCAAGUGAGACGUUCUUUGAAAAUCCGUGGCCGUCGAAAAGAUAAAGAGAAACUGCCUUCCGGCAUCACCGCCGACUACACUGCCGACUUCCUCGCUAGUCUAGAACGGACCGAUUCACCUCUUUCGACCGUCACCGGUUCCCCCUUGUCUUCCGGGCAUCACCACCAACACAAUCACGACGGUUACACGCAGUCUGACAGUUCGGAAACUAGUCUCAACUCGUUGAACAACCCCCACAACCAAAAAAAUCUACCUCCUCUUCCGCCGAAGCCGCCCAAAAGGGGUAUCCUCAAGACGCCCAAGGUGAACGUUACCCAUGGAGAUGAUGAAACUCACGACACUAACGGAUACGACACCCCCGAUCGAAAUCAUACGAACCUGGUGAGGAACACUCUCCAGAACGAGCUGAUCACGUAUCAAAACUUGCCGGUACAGAAUGGUAUCAAUGGCAAAGAUAUGGGCUCGCAGUUGUUGGUGAUUACUUCAACUUCGCCGAGCGCUGAUAGCUUAACGGACACCACGAAUUCAUCUUUCGCUACACCGCCGUUUUCGUUGAGUCCCGUGGGAGAAUCGCAAGGAUUUCAUAGGUGGUCGCGAACAGCAAACUUCGAUGACGUGAACCUGCCUUUACCGGAAAUAGUACCGCUGACGCUCCCCAAACCGAGAAUUUUGACGAUACAAAGACAAAAACCGCCUCGAAACGACUUCGGGUUCUCACUUCGUCGCGCGAUGGUACUCGAACGGUGCGCGAAUAACGGUGGCGGGGACGGCGAUUGCGGUGAUAUGGAAGUGAGCAUGCGCGCUGUGAUCUUCGCCGAACCCGGUGCUAUAGUGCAACACAAUAAUGAGACAGGGUUGCUUCCCGGUGAUAAAUUAUUGGAGGUGAACGGUAUACCUGUUGACGGAAAGGCUAGAGAGGACAUCAUCGAUUUGAUAAAGGCGUCCGGGGAGAGCGUUACGUUGAAG
Molecule: messenger RNA, 1170 nt
Organism: Leptinotarsa decemlineata (Colorado potato beetle)
Lineage: Eukaryota; Metazoa; Arthropoda; Insecta; Coleoptera; Chrysomelidae
Gene: Mhcl
Product: Myosin heavy chain-like
Biological process (GO): actomyosin structure organization
Cellular component (GO): myosin filament; cytoplasm; myosin II complex
Molecular function (GO): cytoskeletal motor activity; ATP binding; actin filament binding
Source: RefSeq, a predicted model, not a curated record